AGUGAAUGCAGGUUCUAGGGAGAGCAGAUAUAGUGAAUGCGGGGUCCGGGGAGAGCAGAUAUAGUAAAUGCAGGGUCCGGGGAGACCAGAUAUAGUGAAUGCAGGUUCUAGGGAGAGCAGAUAUAGUGAAUGCGGGGUCCGGGGAGAGCGGAUAUAGUGAAUGCAGGUUCCAGGGAGAGCGGAUAUAGUGAAUGCAGGGUCCGGGGAGACCAGAUAUAGUGAAUGCAGGUUCCAGGGAGAGCGGAUAUAGUGAAUGCCGGGUCCGGGGAGAGCGGAUAUAGUGAAUGCGGGGUCCGGGGAGAGCAGAUAUAUUGAAUGCGGGGUCUGGGGAGAGCGGAUAUAUUGAAUGUGGGGUCCAGGGAGAGCGGAUACAGUGAAUGCAGGGUCCAGGGAGACCAGAUAUAGUGAAUGCAGGGACCUGGGAACAGCCCCAAAGAAGGGGGAAGGAUACGCGGAGUAUAAAGGCCAGGUAGCUGCCCGAAUAAAGACCGUGGAGAAAGAGGAGGCCAAGCUGGUCAAAUUGAGCAUGGAGCUCAAGAAGAUGCGCUCCAGUUAUGAUCGGGUCUGGAGCUCAAAAAGACAGGCCAUGAAGCCUGGUCUGGAG
Molecule: messenger RNA, 604 nt
Organism: Staurois parvus
Lineage: Eukaryota; Metazoa; Chordata; Amphibia; Anura; Ranidae
Source: the annotation of a GenBank genome assembly